This is a messenger RNA of Scomber japonicus (chub mackerel), 967 nucleotides long. RefSeq names its product Fc receptor-like protein 5. Bases 173 to 967 code for a protein of 264 amino acids. Gene Ontology annotation, biological process: cell surface receptor signaling pathway. Gene Ontology annotation, molecular function: transmembrane signaling receptor activity. The transcript has 4 exons. NCBI's taxonomy places the organism in Eukaryota, Metazoa, Chordata, Actinopteri, Scombriformes, Scombridae. The record is from RefSeq and is a predicted model, not a curated record.
ACCUUCUGGUCAUGCUUCACUGCAGCAUUGAGAAACAUUAACUGUAUAACAGGAUUCAUGUUGUUGACCUACUGAGUGUUUCUGUGUUACAUUAAAUGACUCCUCAUGUUGUUUCCUAAAUAUAAUAAAUCUCCUCUCAGCCUCUCUGACUGUGAGUCCCAGCAGAUCUCAGAUGUUUAAAGGAGAGUUUGUCUCUCUGAGCUGUGAGGAGAACGACAGCUCUGCUGGAUGGAAGCUGAGGAGGAACACAACCAGAGGAACCAGGAAGGAGUGUGGAGACGGCUGGGGAAGAUUAUCUGGUUCCUCCUGUAAAAUCAGCUUCAUCAUCACACUGGACAGUGGAGUUUACUGGUGUGAGUCCAGAGAGGGAGCAACCAGUAACAGCAUCAGCUUCACUGUCACUGGUGGACCAGUGAUCCUGCAGAGUCCUGUCCUCCCUGUGAUGGAGGGAGAUGAUGUCACUCUGCACUGUAAAACAAAGACCGCCAACCUCCCAGCUGGUUUCUAUAAAGAUGGCUCCCUCAUCAGGACUGAGCCUGCAGGUCACAUGACCAUCCACCAUGUUUCCAAGUCUGAUGAAGGCCUCUACAAGUGUAACAUCAGCAGUCAUGGAGAGUCUCCAUCCAGCUGGAUCUCUGUCACAGGUAAACCUACAACCACAGCCCCGCCCCAUGUGUCUGAAGCCCCGCCCCCUGUAUCUGAAGCCCCUUACCAUGUAUCUACAUCCCCGCCCACUGCAUCUGGAGCCCCGCCCCCUGUAUCUGGAGCUCCUCCCCAGCUUGUGUUCAGACUGGUCUGCCACCUAGUGGUGUUCUGUCCGUACUUCAUCUCCACUCUCCUCAUGGUGUCUUUAUAUCGACACAGACCCACAGGAAAUGACCUACCAGUCUCCAUGGCAACACUCACCCAGGCUGAGCAGGGAUUGGAUGGUGACUAUGAUGACAUCAUCCCCUCUGUCACAGGCUGA